This is a messenger RNA of Ochotona princeps (American pika), 1261 nucleotides long. It is a transcript of the gene DEXI, whose product is annotated as Dexi homolog. The record is from RefSeq and is a predicted model, not a curated record. The transcript has a single exon. NCBI's taxonomy places the organism in Eukaryota, Metazoa, Chordata, Mammalia, Lagomorpha, Ochotonidae. Bases 479 to 766 code for a protein of 95 amino acids.
UGCUCGGAGCGCCGCCCGGAGGGGACGCCGCGGCCGCAGCCAUGGGCGCUGGGCCUGCGGGGGCGCGCAGGGGGCGCGGGGAACGGCCGAGCCAGGAGGGAGAGGCGGCCGGGACUGGGUCUGGACGCUGAGCCGCUGUGGGAGUCCCUGUCCGCGCUGCGAGGAGGGCCUGUGGCUGCGAACGGGGUGCCUCGGACGGGAGCCGGGCGGUCGCUGGCCACUUCACGGGAAUAGGUGGGGGGAGCGGGCCGGCCGGUCGAGAGGGCCGCGUGGACACCUUGGGGGGCUGCAAGCGACGUCGCCCACGCCGCGCGCGGCAGCGACCGCCGCAUCUCCGCAGCGGGGGGCUCUGGAGCCCAGGCUCUCGCCCCGGUCGAGCCCCGGGGGCACCCCCUGCAUGGCUGAGCUGCCCCCACGUCGGCCGCCCGGUCGCUGCCGGGGCUGAGCUCGCCGGGCCGCCGCCCUCGCCGCCCGCUGCAUGCCCGGCGCCCGGAUCGCAGCCCACCUGGACGCACUGGGCCCCCUGGUCCCCUCCGCGCAGCCUCCGCUGCUGCCCUCUAUGUUCUUCGUGGGCCUGUUUUUCGUCAACGUGCUGAUCCUGUACUACGCCUUCCUCAUGGAGUACAUCGUCCUCAACGUGGGCCUCGUCUUCCUGCCCGAGGACUUGGACCAGGCACUCGUGGACCUGGGCGUGCUCUCCGACCCCGGCUCCGGCCUCUACGAUGGCGACUCGGAGCUGGACGUCUUCGAUGGGUACUUGGAGUAGGGUCUUGCUUGCCAACCCCCCGGGCCUGGACCAGCUGCCCUCAUCAUGCCACCACCGCCGCCGUCUGGAUGGGGAUGGGACCUCAGGUCGAGGCCUUCCCCGCCCUGGAGGCCUGUAAGUGCCCACUGAAUGAACCCGGGUUGGGACCCUGGCCAGGGAAAGGGGGGCACCCCAUCCCUACCCCACUCCUUUGGGUCUCAUGUGAAGCCAGACUUGGCACGACCCCUCUUUGUGGGGACAGCUGUUGAGAAGGGGGUACCCAGGGACUGAGUGACUUGUACUUAACCCCAGGAUUUGAGGGGAAAAGGGUUUGUACCCAUAAACGUUUGAGGCAAAGCUGGCAGCUCCUCCCCCCAUCCGCAGCCCAUCAUGGUGGUGACCUUGAAUUGGGGGGGGGGGUGGUUCACUAGUUCUCAAAGGAUAAAGACUUAGGGGUGUCAGAAGAGAUACAGAGGCCGCACGGACUGCCUUGGUCCUGUGACCCCUGGGGGCAGC